Molecule: messenger RNA, 507 nt
Organism: Ctenocephalides felis (cat flea)
Lineage: Eukaryota; Metazoa; Arthropoda; Insecta; Siphonaptera; Pulicidae
Product: ras-like protein 2
Exons: 4
Coding region: 1-507 (168 amino acids)
Biological process (GO): signal transduction
Cellular component (GO): plasma membrane
Molecular function (GO): GTP binding; GTPase activity; GDP binding
Source: RefSeq, a predicted model, not a curated record
AUGAAAAGUUAUUUUGUGACAGAUUAUGAUCCCACCAUUGAAGAUUCAUACACAAAGCAAUGUGUCAUAGACGACAUCCCAGCUAAAUUGGACAUCCUGGAUACUGCCGGUCAAGAAGAAUUCAGUGCAAUGAGAGAGCAAUACAUGAGAAGUGGUGAAGGAUUUUUGCUCGUGUACGCAGUGACGGAUAGGGCUAGUUUCGACGAGAUGUACAAAUUUCACAGACAAAUCUUACGUGUCAAAGACAGAGACGAAUUUCCAAUGCUGAUGGUCGGCAACAAAGCAGAUCUCGAGACGUCUCGCGUGGUGUCUGUAGAAGAAGCGCAAAAUCUGUCAAGACAAUUAAAAAUACCUUACAUCGAAUGUAGCGCUAAAUUGAGAAUGAAUGUUGACCAAUCCUUCCAUGAACUAGUUAGAAUUGUCAGAAGAUUUCAAUUAUCAGAAAGACAGAUACCAAUUAAAUCCAAUUAUAAGGAUAAAAAUAAGAAAAAAUGCUGCAUCUUGUAA